Messenger RNA from Erinaceus europaeus (western European hedgehog), 2618 nucleotides. It is a transcript of the gene LYPLA1, whose product is annotated as lysophospholipase 1. The transcript is spliced from 9 exons. Gene Ontology annotation, molecular function: carboxylic ester hydrolase activity; palmitoyl-(protein) hydrolase activity. The record is from RefSeq and is a predicted model, not a curated record. Gene Ontology annotation, biological process: protein depalmitoylation. Gene Ontology annotation, cellular component: cytoplasm. Lineage: Eukaryota; Metazoa; Chordata; Mammalia; Eulipotyphla; Erinaceidae. The coding region runs from base 280 to 972 and encodes 230 amino acids.
AGCAGGUCGGCUCCUGCCGCGCCGGCGCCGCAGCCAAUCGCGCGGGCACUGGAGCCGGACUUUGUGACGCGCGGAAGGCGCGAGCGCGAGGCGCGGGACCCCGGCAGCCGGGGACCGAGGGGGUCGGCGCAGGGCUGCACAGCGCCGCGUCGGCGCGCACGCGCCCGAGCGCGCGCCCGGUGGGGCGGGCCGGGACUCGCGGCUCACACGCCCUUGGGCCGGGCCGGGCGGCUGCGCUUCCUUUCCGUUUCCGACGCCCGCUGUCCAGCCAGCCGGUGUAUGUGCGGUAACAACAUGUCUGCCCCGCUUCCCGCCAUUGUGCCCGCCGCCCGGAAGGCCACCGCUGCGGUAAUUUUCCUCCAUGGAUUGGGAGACACAGGGCAUGGAUGGGCAGAAGCUUUUGCAGGUAUCAGAAGUGCACAUAUCAAAUAUAUCUGCCCUCAUGCGCCUGUUAUGCCUGUAACAUUAAAUAUGAAGAUGGCUAUGCCUUCAUGGUUUGAUAUCAUUGGACUUUCACCAGAUUCACAGGAGGAUGAAUCUGGAAUUAAACAGGCAGCAGAAAAUGUAAAAGCUUUGAUAGAACAAGAGGUGAAGAAUGGCAUUCCUUCUAACAGAAUUAUUUUGGGAGGAUUUUCUCAGGGAGGCGCUUUGUCAUUAUACACUGCUCUUAACACACAGCAGAAACUGGCAGGGAUCACUGCACUCAGUUGCUGGCUUCCACUGCGUGCUUCAUUCCCACAGGGCCCCAUCAGUGGCGUUAAUAGAGAUAUUUCUAUUCUUCAGUGCCAUGGAGUUUGUGACCCGUUAGUUCCACUAAUGUUUGGCUCUCUUACUGCUGAAAAGCUAAAAACAUUGGUAAAUCCUGCCAAUGUAACCUUCAAAACCUAUGAAGGCAUGAUGCAUAGUUCAUGUCACCAGGAAAUGAUGGACAUCAAGCAAUUCAUUGAUAAACUCCUACCUCCAAUUGACUGACUUCAGUAAAAGGCCUUCAGUGUAGAUGUACACCAGCAUCGUUGUAGUAGAUUAUAAACCUUUCCCUGUGCCCAAUCUUUAAACUAAUGUUUGCAGUGUUAAAGAUGUUUUGCAAAUACACACCAAUGACAUAGACUAAAUAAUACCUCCUUGUGGGAAAUUUAUGAUCUUUUAGGUUUCUAUACAUGUAUUUAUAUAAUACGGUCCAGAUUACACUAGUAUUAAAUUAGGUAAAGCAACUUGCUUUUUUCCCAACUGUAACUCAUCAAGAGAAUAAUAUAGCUGUAGCCCCCCAAUUUUUUAUUACAUUGUUGAAAGUUUUGAGCUUAUGAAAACUUGUUCAGGUAUAAAUGAACAAUAGUUAUGAUGUAAAUGAUUUAUGAAUGAUGUGACAGUCUGGAUUUUGUCCAAAAUUGCUUAGUCAUCAUGCAGUAUCUGUAUUUUUAUAUAUGUAUUCAUAUAUACUUAAUGAUUGUGAAACAUAAUAAAAAUGAGGUGGUAUUAUAUUAUUCCUGAUUAUUGGGGAUAAUGCUUCUAAGUGUCAAUAAGGAGUAAUAAUGCUCUCUUCAGUUUAUUUGGGGGACCAGGAUUAUUUUUCCCCCAAUGUCAUUUCUAUUUGUUUUCUCAUCUCUAGAAAUGUUUUGUCUCUUUUUAUUAUCUUUCGUAACAGACCAAAUAUUGCCUCCUUGCCAUAGACAUCUGCUGUCAGUACAUGCUAUGACUUGAUACCCCAAAUCAAAGACAUAAUUGUAUUUAAAAUAUAUUUAUACUGUACUUCAUAAAGAAAACUAGACAUCACUUUAACUUUCCUAUACUACUUGGUUCUUAAGCUGCACCUUAGUCCAGAGUUAGACCUCUUUACUUGUGAGAUUCAAUCCAGGUAAUGUGUUAUUCUGUGGUUUUGCUUUUCUGUCAACAAAAACAGGUCAUCUAGUAUGUUCUGGUAUGUUUAAAACUGUAAUUUCUAAUAUUUUCUGCUCUAAGAAUUUUAGUAUAUGCAGUUUAUAUGUAUGUUUGAACUCAAGUACUCCAACUACUGUAGAAGAUGAACAGUCCAUUAGAAGAAUAUGCUUUACUUUUAUCUGAAAAUGGAUUUAUUUGAAAUUUUCACUCUAGUUGUGUGUUUUUUUUUUAAUUGUGCAAACAUAAAAAAUAGCUAUUUGAUUUUUAAAUGGAGGUUUCAGUUUAGAUCACUGGUAAAAAUUGUUUCAAAACAAAUUUAUGGGGAAUAAUUUUAAUUAGGACUCAGUAAAUGCGGUAUAAUUACCAUAUUACAUGUAGCAACAAUGCUCAAAAUUUCUGCAGUGUGUUAACAAGUUUCUUGCUGUAUUCCACAUUGAUUACAGUAACUGCUUGGAUUGCAUCUUUGUAAUGGGUGCUAAUUGGUAAUGGGAAUAACUGGGGAAUGGACUAUAUAGAAUGUUAAUAAAGAAGCCAUAUGUUUAUGUCUAGAUUAAAUUUUUAAACAAUCAUUUACUAAGUCAUUUUACUUUACCUUGAAGAGUGUAGGCUGCUGUUUCAGUUAUACAAAUCAGCAGGCUGUAAUCUAUGACAAAUAUUCUGUUGAAAUGUGCUAUAGUGUGGGGAAAUGUCAGUCUUUUUCAGGAUUUCUAUCAAUGUGAAAUAAAAUCUAAUUCUGACUUUUC